This is a messenger RNA of Morone saxatilis (striped sea-bass), 2619 nucleotides long. It is a transcript of the gene slc25a33, whose product is annotated as solute carrier family 25 member 33. Lineage: Eukaryota; Metazoa; Chordata; Actinopteri; Moronidae. The transcript is spliced from 7 exons. Gene Ontology annotation, biological process: pyrimidine nucleotide import into mitochondrion. Gene Ontology annotation, cellular component: mitochondrion. The record is from RefSeq and is a predicted model, not a curated record. The coding region runs from base 175 to 1092 and encodes 305 amino acids. Gene Ontology annotation, molecular function: pyrimidine nucleotide transmembrane transporter activity.
CGCAGCCCCCCCUCCGCUGACAGCGCCACCGGGCCGGGAGCACCGGGAUCAGACACACGUCGCUCUGCGCUCACCGUGCCUCCGGUACAAAAAGGCGAUUUAUUUAUUUAGUUUCAACACAGAGGCACGACACGAGUGAUGGUGGCUGUUUGAAAGGAGACAGAAAGCGAGAAGAUGGCACAGAAAGACACGCUGCUGCAUCUGUUCGCUGGGGGAUGUAGUGGUACGGUGGGAGCCAUCAUGACCUGCCCCCUGGAGGUGUUGAAGACGCGGUUGCAGUCCUCUGGCCUCACCCUCAGACCCGUCUUCCAGGUCCAGCUGGGCACCCUAAGUGGCACUGGGGUUAUCCGACCGGGGCCUGUUACACCGGGGCUGCUGCAGGUCCUGAGAUCAAUUCUAGAAAAAGAGGGACCAAGAUCACUUUUCCGUGGCCUGGGGCCGAACCUUGUUGGUGUCGCCCCCUCGAGGGCCAUUUACUUUGCUGCAUACUCGAAAUCUAAAGAGAUGUUCAAUGGACUGUUUGUCCCUAAUAGUGGAGUGGUGCACAUGUCCUCUGCUGGUGUUGCAGCUUUUGUUACUAACUCUCUGAUGAACCCCAUCUGGAUGGUGAAGACCAGGAUGCAGCUGGAGAAAAAAGCCAGAGGAGAGAAGAAGAUGAAUGCACUGCAGUGUGCCCGCUAUGUUUACAAAACAGAAGGGAUUCGGGGCUUCUACCGAGGCCUGACUGCAUCUUACGCUGGCAUCUCGGAGACGAUGAUCUGCUUCCUGAUCUACGAGACACUGAAGAAAAACCUUGCCAAGAACCAGGAGAAAGGAGCAUCAGACUUCCUGAGUCUGAUGAUGGCAGCUGCUUUUUCAAAGGGUUGUGCGUCUUGUAUAGCCUACCCACACGAGGUCAUUCGGACAAGGCUGCGUGAGGAAGGCAGCAAGUACAAGUAUUUCUUCCAGACAGGGAGGUUAAUAGCGGUGGAGGAAGGCUAUGCAGCUUUUUAUAGAGGACUCAUUCCACAGCUAAUUAGACAAAUCCCUAACACAGCAAUCGUCCUCUCCACAUACGAACUCCUUGUCCAUCUGCUGGGAGACUCCAAGUAAAGAAACGCAUGAAAGUUUGUCAGGAAAAAGGAUUUCCCUGACAAACGAUGGAUGCCACAGAAGACACACUGGGCAAGAGACUUUUUAAAAAUUCAGCACAAACAUUUUUUCAAUGUGGUGCUACAGAGACUUUUAUGGUGGAACUGAAGCAGGUUGUACUGUUAUCCAAAGAGCUAAACACAUUAUUUUAUUCAAAGCUUGUCGUUAGGAGUUUAUCAAAACUACUUAAGAAGUCGUGGUACUUUUAUUAAAACUCCAAACCUGUGAAAAAGGUCAUCUUUUUAGAGGACUAGUGUUAAGUUAACUAAAUUAUUUUAUGUUUUGUUAUUUUAUGACAGUGUUUGUUUUGUUUUAUCAGUGGUAAAUGUACCAACACGCGCGACUCAUUUAGUAAAUGAUGGGGAGUAAUUCAGAUAAAGUGCUAGUAAUAGUGCUGUUCCUCGCAAUGUAAUGGUCACACAGAUCAUUUUGAGAUUUCUGUUUCACAAAUACAACGUGCUGGUUUUGAAUUUUGAAUUACAUAGAGAUUUAUCAUACAUAUAAAUAUAUAUACAGGCUUAUCUGUAUGUUUUCUUUGUUAAAAAAACAGUCACCUUUUGCAUUAUAAUGAGAACUCAGAUGCUUAUUUGACCAGUGGCUCAAUAAAAUGCAUCAAGAAACUACAUCCGUUGGUGGUUGACCCCAAUACUGAAGGUAUUUUGUUUAAUACAAAAAUCAAUUUUUAUGGUAAGCACAUAGCACAUAUUGUAGAGCAGGGUUGUUGCACUUUUAAGAUGUCUCAAUAACAAAUCAGAAUACUAAAGGGACUAGUUGGUCAGUUAAGUUCUGACAUGUAAACAUGUACAUUUGAGAGGGGGAAGAAUCUUCAGUCAGAGCUUUCUUUUAAGGAAUUAAAGUCAAAGCAUCAGAAUAAUCCCUAAAAUGUACUUAAAACACGAGGUAGUGCUUUUAUGCUACGACUGGACGUAAGGUUUGUGUUUUUUAAUUGUUUUCUUCCAUGUAGUGUAAGUUGCUGAGAAUGUGUUACUUUUUUGCAGUAAUACCUGCUUCACCUACGGUCACACAGAAACAAGUCUUUCACAUAUGCCUAUAAGACGUGUUCAGCCCCUUGGACUUUUUCAUGGUUUGUUUUACAACAUUGAGCUGUGGCUCUUAUGAUUUAUAAUCAUAAAAAAAAGAGAAUAUCUGAUGCCAAAGGAAAAGUGUACAUAUUGACCUAAAUUAUAUUUAUAUAAUUUACAGUAAUUGUGAAGUCACCUUUAGCAGCAGUUAGUCUUAAGUCAGUGUGUGUGAUAUUAGUUUUACACAUCCACACUGCAGUUUGUUCCUGUUCUUUGUAUAACUGACCAUGGUCUUUGAAGUUGCAUGGGUACUGUGACUCAACUCAAGUCCUACCACCAAUUAUGGGUCGAAUUGAGGUUUAGACUUCAAUUUGGCCACUUUCAAGACUUCAAGAACAUUGUUGUUUUGGAGCCUCUGUGGCGUGCAUGGAAAAUAAAUCUUCUGCCAAGUCGCAGUUAUCUUCCA